CUCAGAGGAUGUCCGCCUUCCAGGUCAACCUCAACCCGCUCAAGGAGCUGCUCGGCUUCAUCAAGGUCCUCGAGUGCUUUGCUUCCAUCUUUGCUUUUGCCACUUGUGGCGGGUUUAAGGGCAAAACAGAAAUUCAAGUGAGUUGUCCUAAACUUGGUAACAACAAGACAGUUGCAGCUGCUUUUGGUUAUCCAUUCAGGUUGCCUCGGGCAUCAUUUCUCACUCCUUCAGAUGCCAGUGUGUGUAAUGUGACCUGGAAGAACCAUGUCCUCAUAGGUGAUUACUUCUCUUCUGCACAGUUCCAUGUCACAUUUGCAGUCUUUGUGUUCUUGUACUGCAUCGUGGCCCUUCUGCUCUAUGUUGGUUACAGGAACCUCUACCAGGAGAGUCAUACACUCCCCAUGAUUUACUUUAUUGUUACUCUUCUUGCCACUUUUCUGUGGUUGGUGAGUGCCUCGGCCUGGGCUAAAGCCCUUACAGAUAUUAAAAUAGCUACCGGACACAAUAUUAUCAAAGAACUUGAGCCUUGUCACAACCCACAAAUACAAUGUCAAUUUAUCUCUGUGACUAGUAAGGGAUCCCUAAAUGUAUCCGUGAUCUUUGGCUUUCUGAAUAUGAUACUUUGGGGAGGAAAUGCUUGGUUUGUGUAGAAGGAAACCAGCUUACAUAAUCCAUCAAAUAUGUCAGCUUCUCACAGCCAAGGAAGUGUCCCACCCCCUUCUGGAAUAUAAUUAAAGGGAGACUACACUGUAUGAAAUGUGUGCUAUACUCUGCCUUGUUGCCAACAU
Meriones unguiculatus (Mongolian gerbil) is the source of this 788-nucleotide messenger RNA. RefSeq names its product synaptophysin-like protein 1. Gene Ontology annotation, cellular component: synaptic vesicle membrane; synaptic vesicle. The coding region runs from base 9 to 650 and encodes 213 amino acids. The record is from RefSeq and is a predicted model, not a curated record. NCBI's taxonomy places the organism in Eukaryota, Metazoa, Chordata, Mammalia, Rodentia, Muridae. The transcript has a single exon.